AUGCUGUGCCGCAGAAAACAAUGGUCUCCAAAGCAGAACACUGAAGCGAAUUCUCCAAUGCAAGAAUCUGAGGAACAAGAAGGCUACGACUCAAGUGGCUACAAUUCUGAGGAACAAGAAGGACACUCAAGUGGCUACAAUUCUGAUGGCUACAAUUCUAAGGAACAAGAAGGGCACUCAAGUGGCUACAGUUCUGAUGGCUACAAUUCUAAGGAACAAGAAGGGCACUCAAGUGGCUACAAUUCUGAUGGCUACAAUUCUAAAGAACAAGAAGGGCACUCAAGUGGCUACAAUUCUGAUGGCUAUAAUUCUAAGGAACAAGAAGGGCACUCAAAAACCAAGUGGCCUUGGCCCAGUGGUAAUGGACUCACAGCUGUGAGUACCGCCACCCGGGUUCAAGUCCCCUUGGCCACCUAG
Molecule: messenger RNA, 417 nt
Organism: Microthlaspi erraticum
Lineage: Eukaryota; Viridiplantae; Streptophyta; Magnoliopsida; Brassicales; Brassicaceae
Source: the annotation of a GenBank genome assembly